UCUAUCAUAAUUGUCAAAUCAAAUAAUUUUUAGACAACCCGUGUUGAAAAUAAAAAUUAAAGUUUUUAAAAUUAAUAGGUAUUUGCUUCACUUCUUAUUUUGUAUGCAUUUAUUUUAUCAAAAUCACCAAUAACAUCAUAAAAGUAUCGUUACAACAUUUUAAUAACCUAAACACAAGUAAUAUAUUUUCAAAAUGCACGACCACAAUUUCGACUUCGAAGCUGUGACUCCAGACAUGUGGAUCGCAAACGAAAAUGAGUGGCGGGAAAAGCUACUAAAACUCCCAAAUUGGUAUCAGAUACCACUAAUAAACUGCAAUGCAUCUCACAAUUUUUCCGACAACAACCUGGUGCGGUUCCGCGGUAUGAUCCAAGAUAUGCACAACCCUGAAUUUUAUUUUGAACAAUUUGAAGUUUAUAAUACAGCCACCAAAGAGGUCAAAGUGAAAAGUGGAAAGUUUCGGGAUACUGCCAAUGUAAUGGAAAAUGAAAAAAUAAACUACACAGAAAAUUACAAAGGUGCACAGCGUCAAACUAUAAUUGCAGUAUCAAUGCCGGGAUUAAAUGAUUGGGCACAAGAAAUUGAGGAUAAACAGAAUGUCUUACCACACUUGGAACAGCAACCAAACACAUCUAAACGUCUCAGUCAGUCAAAUAUAAAAUUAAAAAGGAGUUUCGAAGACAAUGAAGAGGACAGUGAAGCUAUGGAUGUCGUUGAGAAUGGAACUGGUGUGAAAGAAAUGAAAAUCAGUGAUGAAACGGUGGAUCCUGGUAAAGUGGUGUCCAGAGAGCAUUUAUUGAACUUCCCACUGCCAGAUGUGCCAAGUAAAUCUUGUAUUGUUAAGAUCUACAGUGAUCACGACAAUUUGAAACUAAACGAAAUGAUCGAAGUUGUGGGCUUCCUGUCCGUAGACCCGAUCCUCUCCGGAGAAUUCUCAGAGAAGAACCCUCUUGGUCCAGAGUUAGAAACAGAGGCUGAGACUAUGACACACCACCCGCCGCCUAGCCUCGUGCCCAGAGUGCACGCUGUCUAUGUGAAAAAGUUGGAGCAUUGCAAUCCUUUAGUCAAAGAGGACAUGGACCAAGCUGCAGUCCUAAAAGAAGCGAGUGUAGCUCGGGAGCAUCUUCUGAAAGCCUUAACAGAACUACUGCUGGGAGAUCAGUUAGCGGCCGAAUAUCUCAUCUGCCAUCUCAUUGCAUGUGUUUACCUCCGACAGGACACGAUGUCCCUGGGCCAGUUCUGCCUCAACCUGUCCAACUUGCCCACAGACACGUGUCCGCACUACGGCAAACAGUUGUACGACAUCAUUCGACAGUUCGUCACCAAGAGUUACUACUUGCCGCUGACCAUAGAGAAUAUGAAUACCAUGGCGUUGUUACCUAAAAAGGACUACGAGUGCAACCGUCUCACUAGCGGAGUCCUGCAGCUAAGCAAACACACACACUUAAUACUCGAUGAGACAAAAAUGCAACAAGGGACGUUAGACGCUACGGGUGUUAACAAUAUAGCCGCUCUUGGAAACAUGAUUCAAAAUCAAAAAGUGGAAUAUGAUUUUAAGUAUUACAAAAUGGAUUUUGAAUCUGACAUACCUGUUUUGAUACUAUCUGAAGGGAAAUCUUUGUUGCCUAGUGACUAUCACGUCCCCCUGAGGCCCGAGGAAUCCUCUCUGAAGAUAUUCGCCGCUAUCGUGGAGGCGGCCUCUUACUACUUGAAGGAGGACAUCAUGAACAUCAUCAGAACUUACCUAACUAGUCUUAAGCUUGUCAAAUAUACUAUAAGUGAAGAUUUGAAGUUUGUAGAAGACGAUUUUAUAGAAAUGCGUCGCACAUCCGACCCCCAGCACCCAGUGAGCGCGGAUGAACUACAUCGCCUGUUGGUGCUGGCCAGACUCGUGAGCCUCUCGCGAGGGUUCGACACCUUGCACAAGGACUGCUGGGAUGUGGCCCGCCACAUGGAGAAGGAGAGGGCGCAGAGGCUGAAUAAAAACACAGUGUGAAAUUUUGCUAUUAAAUAUUUUUUAUUUAA
This is a messenger RNA of Plodia interpunctella (Indianmeal moth), 2025 nucleotides long. RefSeq lists its product as uncharacterized. The transcript has 9 exons. Lineage: Eukaryota; Metazoa; Arthropoda; Insecta; Lepidoptera; Pyralidae. Gene Ontology annotation, biological process: DNA-templated DNA replication. Gene Ontology annotation, molecular function: chromatin binding. The record is from RefSeq and is a predicted model, not a curated record. Bases 194 to 1996 code for a protein of 600 amino acids.